UGCAUUGAUAUUGUAUUAUUUUAAUACAAAUAAGAUAAAACAAAGUUGAAAAUAUUUGUAAUCUUUAUUUUAAUAUUUGUAUAUUUUAAAUAUCAUUGCUGAAUUGCUAAAACUGUUGUUUUAAAAGAUCAUAAAACAUAAACAAAGUUAAGACUGUUCUAAAAAAAAUUUAUGCAACAGUUUGUAUAUGUUUAAAAUAUUCCGCUAAUUCUUUGAUAUGGCAAAACAUCAUCCUGAUUUAAUUUUUUGCAGAAAACAACCAGGAGUUGCAAUAGGAAGAUUAUGUGAAAAAUGUGAUGGUAAAUGUGUAAUUUGUGAUUCCUAUGUAAGGCCUUGUACUCUGGUUAGAAUUUGUGAUGAAUGCAAUUAUGGAUCUUACCAGGGUCGAUGUGUUAUUUGUGGAGGACCUGGUGUAUCUGAUGCUUAUUACUGCAAGGAAUGCACGAUUCAGGAGAAAGAUAGAGAUGGUUGUCCAAAGAUCGUAAAUCUUGGAAGUUCGAAAACUGAUCUAUUUUACGAAAGGAAAAAAUAUGGAUUCAAGAGAAGAUAAGAAUUGUUAAUAAAAAAUUGUAACAUGUAUAAAAUAUUUCUAGUAUUAUAUGUUCUAAAUAAAUUGCGUUUUUUGUAAUAA
This is a messenger RNA of Frieseomelitta varia, 631 nucleotides long. RefSeq names its product PHD finger-like domain-containing protein 5A (gene Phf5a). Lineage: Eukaryota; Metazoa; Arthropoda; Insecta; Hymenoptera; Apidae. The coding region runs from base 218 to 550 and encodes 110 amino acids. The transcript has 3 exons. The record is from RefSeq and is a predicted model, not a curated record. Gene Ontology annotation, biological process: mRNA splicing, via spliceosome. Gene Ontology annotation, cellular component: U12-type spliceosomal complex; precatalytic spliceosome; U2 snRNP.